AUGGCUAUCGUCGGGAUAGCACGAGCCCUCCAGUCCGAAAACGGAUUCACGUAUCUCGCGGGAACGUGGAAGGAACAUUUACCACGAUCUUUAUUGUGGUAUAUCGAGACCGCGAAGGUGCGGAAGAUGGCUGAGCCUUUCUUGAUUCGGGAGCCACCAUCAAAACCCGUACCAACAUGGUCAUGGUUGGUCGGUCCCAUCUAUGUGCAUUGCGAUGUUGUCAUUCCUGGAGGAGGUAGUAAAAGAUGGAACCCUGAUCUAUACGAGGCAAAGUUCCUGUGCUUUAGAUGGCCAAAAGAGCCGGUCAACUACUCUCCUCCAACAGCCUACUACGACUUUGACGGCUUACGGAUCACACUCGAACUCGCAACUCAUACCUCCACGAUCCUUCCCAAGGAGCCAUAUGGCGAACACAACUGUCAUAGACUAAGCUGUGACAGUCUCGAGGAGGACUUAGCUUCAUGCCUUGGGCUCGACACAAAGCGUCUGGCAGCCUCUUACCACUGCGACGAUCUCGAAACAUUAUAUCAACCCCCGGCAGACGUACGCAUAGCUCUCGUUGCCGAAGAGGUGGAUCUCAACUACCGUCACGAUUUACAGGGACUGGCAUUGGCACCCGGGGUUGAAAGUGGCACAUGGAGGCGCAUCGGUUACUGGAAAGCGUGGGUUAAUCUGGGCGAUGACACAUGGGAAGCGGAGUCCAUCUUCUUACGUCUCGAAGGAGUGAAGAUUGAGACUAUUACUUUGGUUUAG
Alternaria incomplexa is the source of this 753-nucleotide messenger RNA. RefSeq lists its product as uncharacterized. The coding region runs from base 1 to 753 and encodes 250 amino acids. The record is from RefSeq and is a predicted model, not a curated record. NCBI's taxonomy places the organism in Eukaryota, Fungi, Ascomycota, Dothideomycetes, Pleosporales, Pleosporaceae. The transcript has a single exon.